GUUUGUUAAUACUAGAGGACCGAUAUUUAAGUUUUAGUUUAUAGGUAAUACGUAAUAAUAUUUUGAUGAAAUUCUAAAUUAUUGUGUAGUGUUUGUUUUCAAUUGUUGAUUUUCAAUGGCAUAACAAUGAUUGCUGAACAGAAACCAUUGCUAAAUAAUAAUGAUAAUACGAACAAAUUAUCAUUAUUUUUUGCCACAUUAUGUAUUAUUGAUGUUUUUGGGGUUUAUCCAAUAAUUACAUUACCUGGAGCUGUUAUAAAAUGUGGUUGGCUUGGUGUUCCACUAGUCUAUGGCAUGUUAGGAUUUCAGGUAUACACAGCAAGUUUAUUGGGUAAAGCAUGGAUAAUUGCUGAACAAAUUGCACCCGAACAAAUGGAACAACAAAAUCGAUAUCCAUAUGCGGCAUUAGCAUCACUAACGUUAGGCAAUUCAUGGAAGCGUAUCAUUGCAUUUUUAUUAGAUUUUACUGUAUUUGCUGCUGGUAUUCCAAACCUUAUUAUUGCUGCACAAAAUUUGGAAGAAUUGGGUGUGAAAACGUACUCCUUUAAUGUUUCAUAUUGUUAUUGGAUUUUAAUAUUUGGUAUAGCACAAAUCCCAAUUAUGUGGCUAGGCAGCCCCAAAGAUCUCCGGCUAAUAUCGGGAAUAUCAGUGUUAAUGGUGAUAUUUUCGUCAAUAUUUAUAAAUUUGUGUAUCAUAUAUGAUUAUAGAGAUCCAAAAAUUGAUAUUACCAAACUACCUACAAUUCGUUUUGAUGACGAUAUGUUAAUUAUACAUAAUUUAUUAAGAACUUAUGGAAUCAUUGCAUUUCAAUUUGACGUACAUCCACUAUUAUUAACAAUUCAAGUCGAUAUGGAGAAGAGAUCAAAAAUUAUUCAUGCUAUUAUUUAUGCAUUUAUAUUUAGUACUUGCUUGUUUACGACUACAGCUAUACUAGCAUAUUGGCACUAUGGAAAAUUUGUUGAUUAUAAUAUUUUACAAACUUUACCGUUGAAUAUUUGGUUAUACUUUGUGGUAAUUAUGGUAACAAUGCAACUGUGUUUCACAUCGGUUAUAUAUAAUACGGCUUUGUUUCAAGAUAUCGAAGACCAUUAUCACAUACCAAGAGAAUUUACGUACAAACGUUGUUUCGCACGUACAACAUUAAUGCUAUUAUCCAUUGUAUUAGCUGAAUCUGUACCACGUUUUGAUAUUGUUAUGGGUCUAAUUGGUGGAACAUUCACUGGACCAUUGAUGUUUAUACUACCAGCGUAUUUUUUCAUAAAUUUACGUGCAAUUCAGCAUCAAAAUCCUCAAUUUAAUAAUUCAUCAAAUCGUAGAAAUAAUCAUUACGAUUCAAUUAAAAUAUUUAAAUUUAAUUUUUAUAAAAAGAAUGAUUUAUUAAUAAUGGAUAAUAAUGGGAGUACACAUGGCAAUAAUUUUGUAGCACAACAAUUAGCAUCGAUAGAAUCGAAAUGUAAUUAUUUUGUUCAAUAUUUACUGCCCCGAUUUGUGAUUUUAUUUGGAAUUAUAUUAACUGUAACGACAACAAUUAAUACAGUUCAUGAAAUUUAUAAUUAUGUACAUUAUCAAUCACCAUGUAUAUCACAUAUAUUUGAUUAA
This is a messenger RNA of Chrysoperla carnea, 1599 nucleotides long. RefSeq lists its product as uncharacterized. Lineage: Eukaryota; Metazoa; Arthropoda; Insecta; Neuroptera; Chrysopidae. The transcript is spliced from 6 exons. Bases 127 to 1599 code for a protein of 490 amino acids. The record is from RefSeq and is a predicted model, not a curated record.